Mucor mucedo is the source of this 1469-nucleotide messenger RNA. Its product is annotated as MAP kinase. Bases 26 to 1318 code for a protein of 430 amino acids. Gene Ontology annotation, biological process: protein phosphorylation; intracellular signal transduction. Lineage: Eukaryota; Fungi; Mucoromycota; Mucoromycetes; Mucorales; Mucoraceae. The record is from RefSeq and is a predicted model, not a curated record. Gene Ontology annotation, molecular function: MAP kinase activity; ATP binding. Gene Ontology annotation, cellular component: nucleus; cytoplasm. The transcript has 14 exons.
CUUUCUUAUUGUUAAUCUAGACGACAUGACAGGAUACCAAGCAUUCCCUGUUUUAAACCAGCAAUUUAUUGUUGAUAGAAAAUACCAGUUCAUUCGUGAAAUGGGCCAAGGUGCCUACGGUGUUGUUUGUGCAGCCAAAGAUACUGAUUCCGACGAGCAAGUGGCUAUCAAGAAAGUGUGUCGUAUCUUUGAAAAGACCAUUUUGUCAAAGAGAGCUUUACGUGAAGUCAAAUUACUAAAGUUUUUCAAUGGUCAUGAGAAUAUCACUUCUGUAUUGGAUAUGGAUAUUGUCAACUUGCAAGACUUUAACGAAAUUUACCUUGUACAAGAAUUAAUGGAAGCUGAUCUCCAUCAAAUCAUUCGAUCGGGUCAACCAUUGACAGAUGCUCAUUUCCAGUACUUUGUGUACCAAAUUUGUAGAGGGCUCAAAUACAUUCAUAGUGCCAAUGUAUUGCAUAGAGAUUUAAAGCCAGGAAACUUAUUGGUAAAUGCCGAUUGUGAAUUAAAAAUUUGUGAUUUCGGUUUAGCUCGUGGUUAUUCUGAGAAUGCAGAGCAUAACGUUGGUUUCAUGACUGAAUACGUUGCAACAAGAUGGUACAGAGCUCCCGAAAUUAUGCUUAGUUUUCAAAACUAUACAAAAGCCAUCGAUAUGUGGUCGGUUGGUUGUAUUUUCGCUGAAAUGCUUGGUGGAAGACCUCUUUUCAAAGGAAGAGAUUAUGUGGAUCAAUUGAACCAAAUCCUUGGUAUUCUUGGUACUCCCGAUGAAGAGACUUUAAGUCGUGUUGGAAGUGACAGAGCUCAAGUGUAUAUCCGCAGUUUACCUAUAAUGCCCAAGAUUCCAUUUGAAAACUUAUACGCCAGAGCUAAUCCUAUGGCGAUUGAUCUUUUGAACAAGUUGUUGGAAUUCGAUCCAUCUAGACGUAUUACUGUAGAAGAAGCACUUGGUCAUCCCUACCUUAGUGCUUAUCACGAUGAAGAUGACGAGCCAACGCAUUCAAGUACAUUUGACUUCUCUUUCGAGGUGGUUGAUUCUAUUGAAGAAAUGAAACGUAUGAUUGCUCAAGAGGUCAUGUCUUUCAAGGCAACCAAACAAUCUCAGCGUCCCGCUGCUAAUACCGCCAAUGUAAAGAGACGUGAAAGUAUGUCUGCUCAAGAUCGUGAAACAUUGGCAGCAGCAGCUCAAGCAAGAGCUAACCACGAAUCCAAUUCUGUUACUGCUGAAGGUAAUGCCGCUUCGAUUGCUGAAACAGCUGUUCAUCCCCCAACAAACCAUAUGGAAGUGGAUGAUUUGGAGAGGGAGUUAAGUGGCGCUGUCUAAUAUAUACCUUUUUUAUAUAAGUAUGUGUGUGUGGGUGGAUCAAAUGUUUAUGAAAAUAUACCACGUUUCACAAUAAUAGUACUCUUUCUUUUUUUUUAUAUAUAUAUAUUAAUGGGUGAUGUUAGUAUCUAAAGUGUGGGGGGCAUUCUAU